Messenger RNA from Exophiala aquamarina CBS 119918, 1146 nucleotides. RefSeq lists its product as uncharacterized. The transcript has 3 exons. Gene Ontology annotation, biological process: transmembrane transport. Bases 1 to 1146 code for a protein of 381 amino acids. NCBI's taxonomy places the organism in Eukaryota, Fungi, Ascomycota, Eurotiomycetes, Chaetothyriales, Herpotrichiellaceae. Gene Ontology annotation, molecular function: transmembrane transporter activity. The record is from RefSeq and is a predicted model, not a curated record.
AUGCCGAUAGCUGCAACUGCAUUAGUUGCGCCUCUGCUGUACUAUCAGAGGAAAGCAAAGAAACAAAAGGUUCUCAUAACCCAGAAAAUGACGGCAUAUGAGUUCUGCUCGCAAAUCGAUCUAGGAGGUUCAUUCUUGCUGGCCGCUGGAUUCGCCAUGUUCCUCUUGCCGUUCACUCUUGCUGGAACAUCCACUGGAAAAUGGAAACAGGGCCACAUCAUAGCACUGAUUGUCAUUGGUCUGGUGACGUUGAUUGGGUUGAUUUUCUAUGAAGCUUUUAUCGCUGCUCACCCCAUUGUGCCUCCACGGUAUCUCAAGAAUCUCACUAUCGUCUUGGGUUGCUCCCUGGGCUUUCUCGACUCCUUCGGAUUUGCUGCGACGCAUACCUACCUUUAUACUUGGGCUACAAUUGUUCAGAACAUGGGUCCUCGAGACGCUACGUUUCUCAACUACACCAACGGCGUCUGGCAGUGCCUCACUGGAAUAAUUUCAGGGGUCAUCAUGUGGAAAACAAAGAGAUAUAAGUGGUUGUUGGUCGCUGGAGCGAUCAUCAAAAUGAUCGGCUACGGGCUUAUGAUUCGGCUUCGAGGGGCCAAUAACUCCUGGGCUGAACUGUUUAUAGUCCAGUCGAUACAGGGCAUCGGCGCUGGAUUUCUGGAGAUGAUCAUUGUCGUCGCCGCACAAGUCGUCGUACCGCAUGUUGAAAUGCCUCAGGUGACAGCUCUAGUAUUGCUCUGUACGUUUGUAGGCUCCUCGGUAGGUAAUACAGUGGCGGGGGCGAUUUACACAGGAAACUUGAAAGGCGCGUUGCGCGAUCAUUUGGGUUCUCAAGCAACGGACGAUAUCAUCAAUGCAGUCUACGAUUCGAUCACUAGCCUUGAUAUUCCCGCUGCUGGUUCAGUACAGCGGACUGCGGUGAACAUGGCCUACUCGGAUGUGCUCAGGGAUAUCACCUACUCUGCCGUGGCAACCUCCGCAGUUUGUGUGCUAAUUGUGUUUUUCGUUCCGAACCUUCGUCUGAAAGAGGCCCGAAACCUCCUCACGAGCAGCGCUGACACUGUUGACAUCGAUGACAAUGACAGGAGGACAGACUUGAGUGCUAGGAAUGUGGCUGUACCGUCUGAGGCUAAGAUUGUGAAGACGUGA